AUGAAAUGUCUGAGUGCCUCCAGGUUCUGCUUCUACUUGGGUUUUGUAGUGGGGACCCUCAGCCUGUACCUCUUCCUGCGCCAGCUAUGGUUUGAGAGGAGCAUGGAGCUCCCUGUGCUGGGAGGGGUCCAGGGCAGCUCAGUAGCAGCGGUGGCAGAGGAGAAGCAGGCCAGUGUGGAGAGAGCAGCCCUCGUCAAUCUCAACGUCCCGCACCACACAGGUGAGUACAGUCGCGUGGCAGAUGAGUUGUACCAGAAGGUGCGCAUCCUGUGCUGGGUGAUGACAGGCCCCAGUAACCUGCAGACAAAGGCCCGCCAUGUCAAGGCCACCUGGAGCCGCCACUGCAACGUGGUGGUCUUCAUGAGCUCUGUCGACGACCCAGACUUCCCCACCGUAGGGCUGGGGACAGGGGAGGGCCGCGACCAGCUCUACUGGAAGACCAUCCGGGCCUUCCACUAUGCCCUGGAGCAUCAUGGGAACGAAGCCGACUGGUUCCUCAAGGCAGAUGACGACACCUUCGUAGUGGUGGACAACCUCCGCUGGGUACUGUCCAAUCAUACACCCGAGGAGCCCCUCUACUUCGGCAAGCGCUUCAAGCCCUACGCCAAGCAGGGGUACAUGAGUGGCGGAGCGGGGUAUGUGUUGAGUAAGGAGGCCCUCAGGAGGUUCGUGGAGGGGUUCAAGUCCAAGGUGUGUACCCAUACCACCUCUGUGGAGGACUUGGCUCUGGGACAGUGUCUGGAGAAGAUGGGGGUUCUGGCCAUGGACUCGAGGGAUACGUUGCAGCGGGAGACGUUUCAUCCAUUCGUACCGGAACACCACCUGACUGGGAAGUUCUCCAAGAGCUUCUGGUACUGGAACUACUGCUACUACCCCAUCGUAGAGGGUCCCCAGUGCUGCUCAGACCUGGCAGUAUCCUUCCACUAUGUGGACGCAGAGCUGAUGUACACGCUGGAGUACUGGACCUACCACCUCCGUGCCUACGGCUACAGAUACCGCUACAGACCUCCACUACCGCAGGACCUGGUGGAGCGGCUGGCCCAGUCGGAAGGGGCCACUGUGGGGGCAGCUGGUAGAGGGACAGUCCCAGCUGGUAUUAUUGUUGUUGGUGGUGGAGACCAGUCCAAAAUAGAGGCAGUGUCAUAUGAAGGGGCUGCGAGUGGAAGUAAAAUCCCCAUGGACAAUAACAGGACGGCAGUCACACAGGAGAGACAGCAGUGAUUCUCUUUGGGCCGAAGCCUAACUUCCACUUAAGUGGAACGUAAACGUGGUCGUGCAUUGGUGUCAAUGGGGCUGUUUGAUUUGAAGCGUUUGAAUGUGUUUUUAAGGUGGUAACGGGAGUGUGUUGUUGUGUGAGAUGGAAACAGGACUUGUGAAAUGGUCAUGCCAGGAACAGGUUCGAUAUUUCCCACAUUGUGCACUAGUUCC
Salvelinus namaycush (lake trout) is the source of this 1428-nucleotide messenger RNA. RefSeq names its product glycoprotein-N-acetylgalactosamine 3-beta-galactosyltransferase 1-B-like. Lineage: Eukaryota; Metazoa; Chordata; Actinopteri; Salmoniformes; Salmonidae. The record is from RefSeq and is a predicted model, not a curated record. Gene Ontology annotation, molecular function: N-acetylgalactosaminide beta-1,3-galactosyltransferase activity. Gene Ontology annotation, cellular component: membrane. The coding region runs from base 1 to 1221 and encodes 406 amino acids. The transcript is spliced from 5 exons.